GCGCUCCGCACCGUUCCGCCCCGCUCCGCUCCCGUCCCCCGCCCGGCCCGGCCCGGCUCGGCUCAGCCCUGCCUGGCCGCCGCCGCCAGCAUGGCGGAGCCUCCGCCCGCGGAGCCGGCGGGCAGGGAGCUGCGGGACCGCCUGAGCCUGUGGGACCGCCGCCCGCAGCCCACCGCGCCGCUCAGCGACCGCCAGACGGACUCGGUGCUGGAGCUGAAGGCGGCGGCUGAGAACCCGCCGGUGCCGCCCGAGCUUCCAAUUGAAGAUUUGUGCAGCUUGACAUCCCAUUCACUAACUGUGACGCUAGCGGCUGCGGUGCCAGAAUCCACAGAGGAUGUCCUCUUGAAAGGAUUUGCCAAACUGGGGAUGGAGGAUGAAAGAAUUGAAACAGCCCAGCAGUUCUUCUCCUGGUUUGCUCAGGUACAAACACAGAUGGAUCAAGAUGAAGGUGCCAAGUACAGACAGAUGAGGGAUUACUUAUCUGGCUUUCAGGAGCAAUGUGAUGCUAUCUUGAAUGAUGUGAAUAGUGCACUUCAACACUUGGAAUCACUGCAAAAGCAGUAUCUUUUUGUGUCCACCAAGACGGGAACGCUGCAUGAGGCCUGUGAGCAACUUCUGAAAGAGCAGUCAGAACUUGUUGAAUUGGCUGAAAACAUCCAGCAGAAACUUUCUUAUUUUAAUGAGCUGGAAAGCAUCAACACAAAAUUGAAUUCCCCUACGCUGUCCGUGAACAGUGAAGGAUUCAUUCCCAUGCUGGCUAAACUUGAUGAUUGUAUUGCAUAUAUUUCAUCCCAUCCAAAUUUUAAGGACUAUCCUGUAUAUCUGACUAAAUUUAAACAAUGCCUUUCUAAAGCUAUGCACCUUAUCAAGACGUACACUGUGAAUACACUACAGAACCUCACAAGCCAGUUAAUGAAAAGGGAUCCUUCAGCUGUGCCAAAUUCCGACAAUGCCUUCACGCUGUUUUAUGUAAAAUUCAGAGCAGCUGCUCCCAAAGUCAGAACUCUUAUUGAACAAGUAGAGCAAAGAUCUGAAAAAAUGCCAGAGUAUGAACAAGUUCUCAAUGAAAUCCAUCAAUGUUACCUUGACCAGAGGGAGCUUUUGCUUGGUCCAAGUAUCGCUAGCACUGUUACAGAGUUAACCAGUCAGAACAACAGGGAUCAUUGUGCUCUGGUACGGAGCGGUUGUGCCUUCAUGGUCCAUGUAUGCCAGGAUGAACACCAGCUUUACAAUGAGUUCUUCACAAAACCAACACCAAAACUGGAUGAACUCUUGGAGAAGUUGUGUCUUUCACUGUAUGAUGUCCUGAGACCAAUGAUCAUCCAUGUCAUUCACUUGGAGACACUUUCUGAACUCUGCGGGAUUCUCAAAAACGAAAUGCUUGAGGAUCACGUACAGAACAAUGCUGAACAACUGGGAGCGUUUGCAGCUGGUGUCAAGCAGAUGUUGGAAGAUGUACAAGAGCGUCUUGUCUAUAGGACGCAUAUUUACAUCCAGACCGACAUUACAGGUUACAAGCCUGCUCCAGGUGAUCUUGCAUAUCCUGACAAGUUGGAGAUGAUGGAGCAAAUUGCACGGAGUUUAAAAGAGGAACAGAAGCAGCUGCCAUCUGAAGCUUCAUUUUCAGAUGUCCGGCUAGAAGAUCCUGAGUCCUGCAGCUUAGUUAAAUCUGGUUCUGCAGAAUCCCUUAAUCCCAGGCAGCAGACCACAAUUUCCCCAGCAGAUCUGCAUGGAAUGUGGUAUCCUACUGUCAGAAGGACUCUAGUGUGUCUCUCCAAACUGUACAGAUGUAUAGACAGGGCAGUGUUCCAGGGAUUAUCGCAAGAGGCCUUAUCUGCCUGCAUCCACUCACUGCUGGGAGCUGCUGAUUCUAUCAGCAAAAACAAGACCCAGGUUGAUGGACAGCUUUUCUUAAUAAAACACCUUUUGAUUCUCCGUGAACAAAUUGCUCCUUUCCACACUGAUUUCACCAUUAAGGAAAUUUCCCUGGACCUUAAGAAAACUAGAGAUGCAGCAUUUAAAAUCCUGAACCCUAAGACAGUUUCAAGAUUUUUUAGACUCAACAGCAACAACGCCUUGAUACAGUUCUUACUGGAGGGCACCCCGGAAAUCAGGGAACAUUACAUCGACUCUAAGAAAGAUGUGGAUCGUCACCUGAAAUCAGCCUGUGAGCAGUUUAUUCAGCAGCAAACCAAACAGUUUAUAGAACAGCUGGAGGAGUUCAUGACAAAGGUAGCUGCUUUAAAAACAACGGCCACUCAAGGAGGUCCCAAGUACAGCCUUUCACAGCAGCCUUGGGCACAACCAGCAAAGAUCAACGAUCUGAUCUCUUCCACUUACAAGACAAUAAAAACAAAGCUGCCAUCAACGUUACGAAGCAUGUCGUUGUACUUGUCCAAUAAAGACACAGAGUUGAUUUUGUUCAAGCCAGUUAGGAAUAACAUUCAGCAAAUGUUCCAGAAACUCCAUGCUUUGUUAAAGGAGGAAUUUAGUGAUGAAGAUCUCCAGAUCAUAGGUUGUCCUUCAAUGGAACAGGUGAACUUACUUUUAUCGAUGUCCAAGUAGCCCAACAAGUGAGGCUGCUUGAAAUAGGCCUCAGCUGAAUGCCAGACAGUGAAGGGAAUGCAAAGACUUGAAGUCAACGAAGGAUCCCACUGCGCAGUCCAGUCUGCAUGGAAACUGUCCAGGCUGCUUAAUCCUGUUCUAGGAAAAGAAAAAAGAAAUCCAGUUUUAUUGAUUUGCUAAAGGUCUUCCUGUUUGUCGACUUGAGAAGUAGCAAGGGAAGAAAUCAAAACAGCCUCCCCUGCUCCCUUUCUGCUGAUCACUGUUAUGGAAGCUCAGUUUACUGCCUUAUCUGGAUAUUUUCAAAGUCAAAAUCCUGUUUUGUUUGGUUUCUUUUUUUAAAAUGCCUUUCUUGUUUUCCUUUAAUGAGCUGAUGUAUGCAGUGAAAAGCAGCCCUUUCAAAGACAUGCUGGAAAUGAAGUGCAGGGAAUCAAAUGGGAGCAGUAAUAGGUAUUUACAAGGCUUGGAGACAGGCACACUGGUUAUGGCAAUUUGACUUGAGCAGGCAUACUCUUGAUUUUUCUUUAACUCUCCUGAAAAUCCUGGUAAUUCACCACGUGCUUGAAACAUAAUUCAGACGUUCUUAGCUGGGAGAACUCGAUUUCUUGCAUGUGAAGCAUUUCUUGAAGCACUGGAUGUGCUGUUUUUCUUCCACUUGUGACUGGGAGCUGUGAUGACAGACCUGAAGCUGCCUCUAUGAAGCUCCUUGGGACUGGCAGUGGAAAGCUGUGCAAUAUGAUUUCUGAUGUUUCUGAGGGAGCUGCGUGUUUUCAGCUGCUUUACAGCAAAGCUUAGCAUUGAGAUUCUCAGGUACUUAGUUUUAGGUGAGAGAUGGAUUUUUUUUGCCUUACCCAGGAUCAAAUGGUGGUGUCACAUCGUGUAAAGCGGGGACUGGAACUCAGACAGCCUUUGUGUGCUGAAGUUAGUGCUGAAAAGGGGGUUUGGGGAUGCCAGAAGUGGCACUCACAAGCGUGUCAGUGUUCAGUAUUGUGAACAGAGGAUAGGUACUGGGUAAUUGGUAAACCAUGCACACUGUUCAGUAUGCAUCAAUCAGGCAUGAUUUUGGGGAGCUGAAUGCUGAGCACUUGGCCAUUGAUGGAAUGAAACACUACAAGCAGCUUCAGGGUGUCUUUAUCGUGCGGUGCCAUGAGAGAAACACGUGGUGACUUACACGGCAGAUUUUUAACUUAUUUGUGAAACCCGUUCUGUAGUAUAAAACAUAUAGAAACUUCCAUGCACAGUGCUGGUGUUUGAAUUUAAUGAUUUUCCUCUUCUGAAUCACGUGGCUGGAGACUUUAAGGUGGUAGGAUUUAAAGCUACAGCGAGAAGUGUUGGAGCGGUGGUGCUGAGGUACAGAAAUGGUACUCGUAGGACUUGAAGCGACUCCUUAAAAAUUAACUAAAGGAACUAACAAGGAGGAAAACUUGCCCUUUCUUUUUACUUAUGUAGAAACACAGGCUGUGAAAUACUGUCCAGUGCAUUGUAAUAUAUGUAUAUUUGUUUUUUAUAAAGCUUUAUGGGAGGACUGUGUGGUUGCUGUACAGAAUUGGGACUGACUUAAUGCAGAGGUUGUACAGACAAGAAAUGAAGGGUAAACCGUGGCAGUAGUCACUCUCGUGCGUGGGAUCUUUUCCUCUCUUAGAGUACUCGGCCAGCUCUAGGCCAGCUGGUUGAAAGAUUAGGAGAGCAAUCAGUUUAUACAGCCUGUUUGCUAAAUGAACAUUUGUUUAAACAUGUACAGUUUGAGAUAUUUACGUUUACAAAUAGUGUAAAUAGUUUCAAAAGAUUAAUUUAAGAUGUUUAUAUUAUCUGACUAGAAACUUGCUGUUUUUAAUUUUUUAAAAUUAAGGAAAAAAGAUGUUGCCUCCUAUUUUGGUCCAAGAGUAAAAGCUUUAUUCUGUAUCCUGAGGCUCGUGUGUCAAGAUAACUGUAAUACAGAGACGAUAAAACAUGCUGUAAGCACAGGCAGUGCGUCACUGAGAAGAAAUCUUCUUCUUUAGCAGUAAGAGAAUUGACUUUAUUUGGCACAGAUGUGUACCUGAGUGCUGAAUGUACAGCUAAUUGUGAAAGUAAUGCCUCUUUAUGGUUAUAAUAAAAGUAAAUUUGUAUUUUCUUUACUGACAAA
This is a messenger RNA of Colius striatus (speckled mousebird), 4687 nucleotides long. It is a transcript of the gene COG3, whose product is annotated as component of oligomeric golgi complex 3. The coding region runs from base 91 to 2565 and encodes 824 amino acids. Gene Ontology annotation, cellular component: COG complex; membrane; cis-Golgi network. Gene Ontology annotation, biological process: intracellular protein transport; intra-Golgi vesicle-mediated transport; Golgi organization. The record is from RefSeq and is a predicted model, not a curated record. The transcript has 23 exons. NCBI's taxonomy places the organism in Eukaryota, Metazoa, Chordata, Aves, Coliiformes, Coliidae.